AUGCAAGUGCAUGUUCUGUUCGGUGAGUACUACAACCUGUUGAAAAGUCUUGCUGGGGUUUGUGGUUAGGAGGGAUGACUUUGGGGUUGAUCGAUCAGAAAUCCCUUCGACUUGGAUUGCUUUCUAAAUGUCUUGUCUGUUCACAGAAGCCGGCAGUUAUUUUUUACCGGUUUUGUUGGAGUCACAUGGGAGUACAGUAGUCUCUACUUGUUAGACAGAGCUACAGUAUGCUUGGCAAAGCAGUGACUCUUCUUUUGUGGGAGGAGGAGAGUGUGUCCUUUAUUGCUACUCCAAAAAGCCAAUGAUACCACAGACACAAAGCGUGGUCUACAUUCCUCUGUGACCCACUAGACUUACCGUGGUACAUAUUAUAGAAGGUGUUUGAACCAUAGGGUAAUUACGGAAUAUACUGUAAACAGAAUUACGCAGCACAAUGAUUAGAAGAGGAAGUAUAGAAAUUUCUUAACUUUUACCUUCAACCAAAUUCAAAAAUGGGCUUAAUUGCAUAGUUUAAGAACUGGUAGGAGUAAUGCAUUUAUUAAAAAAGCGCAAUACCUCCGGGUGGCAUCCAAAAAAAUAAAUUUCUUUCCGACCUGGCAGCCAUAAUUACAUAAUCGACAGUUUACGACGCUAGUCUGUCGACUUGUAAAUAUUUUCGCCUUUGGUGGUCUUCAGAGUCCACAGUAUCUCUGGCGCUCUUUUAUUUGACCUUUCCGAAUCAUCGGUAGAGAGUUACAGACAGUUUUUCUGAUCUAUCCUUCACUUACAGUAUCUAGAUUCCAACUGCAUUCCAACAUGUUAUUUUCGUUUUUUAUUGACACCAAUUUACUCCUAAUUUAUUUCAGUUUUAUCGCUCUCACUGAUACCUCAAUUCAGCUGUAAAAUCCCGCCAGAAAAGGCAAAAUUAAUCGAAGAAGUCAGAGUCGACGCCAAAGAAUAUGAAAGAGCCAAAACGAUACAUGAGAGAUGGUAUGUCCAAGCAGUGCACUCCAUUUUGGGCGCUCUGGGAAGGGACAUGUAUUUAAAAAUGGGACGGUAAGUCUAUAUACUUUAACUUUGCAAUUUCUUAAGAACUGACAAGUAAGCUUUUAAUGUCUUCUCUUGUAGGUUUGAAAGGAGGGCUUUCCUAAACUGUUUGGACCAUGCUGAUGAAGAAACGGACCUUCAAGCCGGCGCUGAAUGCGUUGUACACGCACAUGACAAAACAUUGCACACGUUGAAUCGAAGGAGAAGGAAGAAACGUAGGUUAGAGAAAAGAGUUCGAAGCCCAUUAGAAUAUAUAAUAGUCAAAUUUCUGUACAACAAAUUUCAAAGGACUGAAAUAGUAUUAACUCAUGGAACUGUAUUGUUGUUAGGAGGUUUAUUUUGGCGAGAGACUGUUUUUUCGAACCUCUGAAACUUUCCAUUUUGCACAGGGUUUUUUAUAUGGUACUUCGUUGUAUAAUACAUAGGGUCGAGUUUUGAAAGGGCUUUGAGUUUUUUAACAACACUGAAAAGUAGCAUGCGGUAAUAUUUAGCAUAUGGUUUUUUUGCCAUAAUUGGUGUCCAGAGAUGGCUAGAGGUUAGGCAGCAAGGCCAAAGAAGUGGCGCCGGCUUUUUCAGACUUUGCAAAACCCGGCUCACCAUGUCCGCAAGCCUUUAUUGAAUCUGUCUAGAUCUUGGCUUAUUGCUUAUCCAAAUCUAGACCUUUGAUUAAUCUAGCAAUUAGUUCAUGUUUUUUUUCAGGAUCAACAAAGCCGAGCUCCCUAAAGAAGUUCGUCACCAGCAAAGGCCUGGAUAAACGGCUGGAUUCAGAAAGGUUAAGCAAGUUGAAGGGUAAAGAACAACAACACACAGAAAAGAAACAAGAAAAGCCUCGGCCACAUCCGAGGUAUAUCAAGGACAAAUUGAAGCCAAAAGAUAAAGUGAAGGAGAAGAUAAAACCAAAACAUGAAUCAAAGUCUGAAAAGUAAGUGAUAGGACUCUUGUUGCCGCUGACACAAACUGUAGCAAUUUAUAAACAGAAAGUCACAAAAAAUUGGUGACUUUCCAAGAAGUUUCAAGAUUUUAAGCACAAAAUUUGGUUAAGAUUCCAGUUUUUUUGCAACUUUAUGCAUGAAAAAUUUAGGCCCAUUUCUAACCGAGAGGCAUGGCUUCAAAAAAGAAUAAUUUUUCGGGCCAAAGACCGAGACUUGAUCAAAGACUCUGCCCGCCCGCGUGUCACGUAGUCUCUCGUUGGCAAAAAUAAAAUUUUCAGGAAUCAAUAUUUAGCCUAGACACAAGUAAUUUCAAGCACUUCCCUCGUCAAUCUUGAUGACGUAAAUUUAUUUUUUCUCGAUUGUUCCAUGCAGUUUUUCCAGUUCCUCCUCAUAGAUAACCAUAAAAUUCUUGUUUGUUUGUUCAUCAACCCGUUGAUUCAGGAUAUCUGACAAACUUUUUUAUGUCUCAUCCCUUUGACCUUUCGAAACUCGACUAAACUUUGGCGAAAAACAAGUUCCCAUCGACGGAAAAGAGAGUAAAACCGACACGUCUCGGUUUGAUUUAUCGCAAAUCCUGUAAUUCUUGGCGGAUUAUUUCAGGGUUCAGCAGUUUUUGAUCACAUUACGGAAUAUUGCAAAAAAAGUGAAAAAUUGCGGUUUUGGCACAAAAAAUUCGUAAAAUACGACAAGUAAUUUAGAAAAUUAUAUUUCAAUAAUAAAAAAAAUGCAAAAAAAAUUUUAAGUUGGAAAAUAAGACAAAAAAUUGUAAAAAUGCAAAGCGGUAUUUCUGGAUUUUUACUAACUUUUUUGUAAAUUUUUUGCCAUAACUUUCUCGAGAAUGUCAGAAAAAUAGAAGAAUUGAAGUUCGAAACAUCAAACCAAAAAAAAUCAAAGAAUUUUAAAAACCGUAAUCUAAUUUUUCCAUUUUCUCAACCAUUCUUCACUCACCUUUUUCAGUGCAAAUCCCCAGAACCUUCGAUUGCAUGAGACCCCUGAAGAACGAAGGGAGAGCUGGCUCGGCGAUUAUUUCGUGAAAACCGUGGCCAGUGCCCCUUCGCUGAUGGGAUCAAAAGUGGAUAAAACGCCGGUGAAACGGAUAACUGGCCUGAUUUCAACAAUGGUCGAUCGGAAGCCAGGAUGGAAAAUGAUCUCAGAUAAACUUAAAUUUGUAAGCUAAAUUUUCAAAAAUUGCCAAAAUGCCAAGUUUUAGCCUAGAUUCUUAUCUUGAAAAAAAUACCAGGUUUGAUUUCUAUGUUGUAUUUAGCAGCAUUUUUUUAGUUAACCGACAUGAACACCUCACACAAAAAUCAAACCAAAUAUGGCCACUCCAUCCGAGAUAUUGUAACAGAUUACGAUCCCAAAUAUCGAAAAAAGGUCCCGUUUUCAAAACGCUUCAAAAAGAUGAUGAAUUUCUCUGACAACAUGCCAAAAGUCCUAAAAAGCGCUUUUGAUUUGGCGAAUACAAUGGAAAAACAUUCGGAUAUGACAAAUGCGAAGGUACUGUCGCCAAGAUUCAUGCCGCUGGUCGAUAACUUUGCUUCCAAGGAUACUGUGUGAGUCCUAUUCUUCGGGUAAACCGUCUCAAACAAAAAGAAAAUCGUAUCACAAAUGUGACAGAUUUUCUUUGAAUCUAAGUGUCAUAUUUUUAAUUUUUUUUUUUGAAAUUUUAGCCACUUCCUGUCCCCAAACAUCUUACCAUUCUACAAAGAUGACUCUCCAAAUUCUAUUAUGCCUCUCCCUGACAUUAUCGACUCAGCCGGUCUGAAACCGGACGACAGAGAGUCCGUCUUAGAGCUAGUUAUGGAAAUGUCCGGAGCUCAAGAGAUUGUCGAAGAUACCUUUAAAAUCUUCAAGAACAACGAAACCGCCACGCUUCUUGAGGAUGUGGAUCAAGUUACGAAUGAGAUGGAGAAAAUAUUUGAAAUGCUCAAAGGGACCUUCAACAAUCGACAACGCCGCGAAUUAGCGCAACAGAAGUUCACAUUUAUGGAGAAAAAACAGCUGGACUUCUUGUACGGCCCAAAUGGAGCGUUCAAUAAUACGUUGGAAGGCUUUUCCAUCGAUGAAUACUCGAAAUGGGAUCAUGAGGAAAAGAAGAACGCUUUAAUCAAUGACUUGCGCAGAAUUGUGGACGACAAGCCGGACGGGAAGCGGCGAAAAAAGAGAGGCCUUACGGUAUUGGCUCCCUUCAUGUUCGGGCCCGGAAUUUUGUCGGUAAGAUAAAUAAGAAAUGAAAAUGAAAAUGCCUAAAGCAUGGUAAAAAACGAAUCAAAGUUUUAAUCUUAACAAAAAAAGACCCAAAAGUCUGGCAUUUGUUUUCGGAAAUUUGCAAAUUUUCUUGAGUGAGCAUGCGAUUCCCUGUAGUAGCGGUCUCGUCAUAAAUUCUAGAGAAAUAUUACGCCAAAACAGUAAAUUCAAUGUUUUCAACUUUUUAUGAUUUCUCCCUCUCUGUUCCACAAUUUUCCUUUUUUUCAGCCAGCUGCCAUUGGUCCAGUUGUUAUGUCUCCCAAUUUGUUUUCCCCUUCAAUUAUUUCGCCCACUGUACUUUCACCGCCUACUCUAUCUCCUAGUGUUGGAUCUCCACUUAUAAUGUAAGUUGACAUGAGCCUUUCUUGUACGACUGUACUCGUACUAACAUCCACAAAUUUCAGAUCUCCCUAUACCCUUUCACCUAACGUUAUCUCACCUGCCGUAUGGGAGGUGUAUCUGUUAUCUCCGUAUUUCAUUGCUCCUAACGUUAUCAAUCCUUACCUGAUGUCGCCAAUUAUAUUGUAAGUCCACUUGCCUUUUUUAAUGAUAUCCGUUGAGCUCCUUAGAAGGAAUCGUUAUAGAGAAAAGUUUAAUUUAUUUUUUUUAAAGGUUCUUGGCCUCAUUUGACUUAUACUCCCGGACAUAAAUUUCUGACCACCCAUAUCUCAAGUCAAUAUAACGCAAUCGGUUUGAAACUUGGCAUGUAUACUAGUCAUGACAGACAGAAUGUGCCACAUAAAAUUGUUUUUCGUGUCUCUGUCCUUAGGCGAGUUAUGCAGGUUUUUUCAAAAAUUGGUGGACAAAACUUUCUGAUCACCUAAAAUAACUAAACUUUUCGCAGUCUCUUUGAGUAAGCGACAUGGUUCAGUUAUCUUCGAACACUAUUAAGGGACCUACAAGGACGAUGGGUAUGCUCUUUACCACCAAAUUCGGCGUGUGCCCUCAAGCAACUCGUAUUCUUGCAGCGCUCUUUUUCUCGUUAAAAUCACGCCCUAUGCGGCAAGGACGACUUUUUUGUUUCAGAAAAAGUAAUAAGGAACUCUUUGGAGGUAGUGAUACAAGAUCUUACUACCGUGCAAUGUGAAAUAUGCCAUUAACGCCUUAAGCAAAUCACCUAGGAGUAGCCGUCCUCUGAAUAAUUGAUCAUAACCGCAGGCGUUUUUAUUAAAUCAGUAUAGAAAUCCCCUUCAGUACUCUUUGGUGCAUACUGAAGAACGUGGGAUAACAAUCUCCCGUUAUCUUCGCAUUUCGUGCGCGCACUAACGCAAAAGUCCAAAAAAACGCAACCUUUCCGAUUUUGUAAUUACAAAAUGGUCAAAUUUGCCAAAAAAUCCUCAAGUUUGCGUUAUCGCGCAAUUUCACCCCGAAAUUUCAUGAGGACGGGUCAGCACUAAUAAAACUUUAUUCUUCAUUGUGUAGGGCUAAGCCAUGUUUUAUUUCAGCCAGUUUGCGCUAAUUCUGAAAAAGUUACAAGCCGCUAAAGUCCGGCCGGCUGGUUAGUUUUGCAAUGAUUUUGCACAUGCUUGAUGAAAUUCUUAACAUCCCUCGGUAUAACGGAUGGAAAUUGAUUACGUGUGAUCAAUUACAUAAUCUUGUACGUUUUUUAUCCUUCUAGCCCACCUCGAGCCGUCGCAUACUAACAAAAUCGCGUAAUGCGCAGAAUGCAUAACCCCUUGCGACGUAUAUUACUACUCCCCGAUUUUUUGCCGUAAAUAUAUGCGGUACGUCUGUGCUAUGCAGUGUAAGCAGUUUUAGCCCCGUGGCAAACAUUUUUCGGCAGUUGCGAACAAUUUACCUAAGUGAUCAGAAAAUUUUGUCCACCCUUUUUUUGAAAAUGUCGAAAAAACUGCCCUUAAAGUGCAAGGAUGGAAAAUUCCGUUUUACCAAAUGUUUUGCAGCUCUUCUUGAUAGGGCAAUUAAAAUUUGGAACAUGUAGCUCAAUUAACAACCCAGCUAAAGGGUGGUCAGAGAGAUAUGUCCGGGAGUAUACCUUUCUAAACUCAUUUUUAUCGUUACAGGUCGCCCCAUAUGUUAUGUCCUGACGUUUUAUCACCGACGUUGCUCUCCGGAGCCGUUUUAAAUCCGUACUUUUUGAGCCCGGCCAUUUUCACAGAGUCAGCUUUGGCUGCUGAUGUUCUAUCGCCGAGUUUCAUGUCCAAACGGAAGAAGAAGAAGAGAAAGUAG
Messenger RNA from Bursaphelenchus xylophilus (pine wood nematode), 6392 nucleotides. Lineage: Eukaryota; Metazoa; Nematoda; Chromadorea; Rhabditida; Aphelenchoididae. The record is from the annotation of a GenBank genome assembly.